Molecule: messenger RNA, 1188 nt
Organism: Grus americana (Whooping crane)
Lineage: Eukaryota; Metazoa; Chordata; Aves; Gruiformes; Gruidae
Gene: LHX3
Product: LIM homeobox 3
Exons: 6
Coding region: 1-1188 (395 amino acids)
Biological process (GO): neuron differentiation; regulation of transcription by RNA polymerase II
Cellular component (GO): nucleus
Molecular function (GO): RNA polymerase II transcription regulatory region sequence-specific DNA binding; DNA-binding transcription factor activity, RNA polymerase II-specific
Source: RefSeq, a predicted model, not a curated record
AUGUUGCUGGAGCGGGUCCGCGCCGGCUCGGAGAAGGCAGCGGAGCUCUGUCCCUUCCCGCGGAGCCCAGAGAUCCCGCUGUGCGCCGGCUGCAACCAGCACAUCGUGGACAGGUUCAUCCUCAAGGUCCUGGACCGGCACUGGCACAGCAAGUGCCUGAAAUGCUCCGACUGCCAGACGCAGCUGGCCGAGAAGUGCUUCAGCCGCGGGGACGGCGUCUACUGCAAGGAGGAUUUCUUCAAGCGCUUCGGGACGAAGUGUGCCGCCUGCCAGCAGGGCAUCCCCCCGACCCAGGUGGUGCGCCGGGCCCAGGACUUCGUUUACCACCUGCACUGCUUCGCCUGCAUCGUCUGUAAACGGCAGCUGGCCACCGGCGACGAGUUCUACCUCAUGGAGGACAGCAGGCUGGUCUGCAAGGCGGACUACGAGACGGCCAAGCAGAGAGAGGCUGAGUCCACGGCCAAGAGGCCCCGCACCACCAUCACGGCCAAGCAGCUGGAAACCCUCAAAAACGCUUACAACAACUCGCCCAAGCCGGCGCGGCACGUCCGGGAGCAGCUUUCAUCGGAGACGGGGCUGGACAUGCGGGUGGUGCAGGUCUGGUUCCAGAACCGCAGGGCCAAGGAGAAGAGGCUGAAGAAGGAUGCGGGGAGACAGCGGUGGGGUCAGUACUUCAGGAACAUGAAGCGGUCCCGGGGGACCUCCAAAUCCGACAAGGACAGCAUCCAGGAGGAGGGGCCCGACAGCGACGCCGAGGUCUCCUUCACAGAUGAGCCCUCUAUAUCUGAAAUGAGCCAUUCCAAUGGGAUUUACAGCAAUCUCAAUGAAGCAUCCCCUGCCCUGGGGAGACAGGCUGGGACCAACGGAAGCUUUGCUCUGGAUCACAGCGGCAUCCCAGCUCAGGACCAGUACCACGACCUGCGAUCCAACAGCCCCUAUGGGAUACCCCAGUCACCAGCUUCCUUGCAAGCACUGCCAGGCCACCAGCCUUUAAUCUCCAGCUUGGUUUACCCAGACAACGGCUUAGGCAUCAUGGGACAAAGCGGACAAGGGGUGCCCCAGUCCAUGAGGGUCCUGGCUGGGAACGGACCCAGCUCCGACCUCUCCACCGGCAGCAGCGGGGGAUACCCGGAUUUUCCUGCCAGCCCGGCCUCUUGGCUGGAUGAAGUCGACCACGCUCAGUUUUGA